Messenger RNA from Plenodomus lingam JN3, 2883 nucleotides. RefSeq lists its product as uncharacterized. Gene Ontology annotation, cellular component: cytosol; alpha,alpha-trehalose-phosphate synthase complex (UDP-forming). The record is from RefSeq and is a predicted model, not a curated record. Gene Ontology annotation, molecular function: trehalose-phosphatase activity. Lineage: Eukaryota; Fungi; Ascomycota; Dothideomycetes; Pleosporales; Leptosphaeriaceae. Gene Ontology annotation, biological process: cellular response to heat; fungal-type cell wall organization; trehalose biosynthetic process.
AUGGCUCCCCCCACGAACCCAGAGGGAACCCCAAAAGAGCCCUUUGAGCCACGCGCAAGCCAGCACCCAGCACUUCAUCCAGACAUUACCAAUGUGCCCGUCACGCCCGGCGUGCAUCUGGACGGCGGUUCCGCAUACUUUGAAAACCCCGCCACCAACCAUGACAACAAUCUACCCUUCGAUCCAGAGACGGCCACACCGGGACCCUCGUGGAAUGCCAACUCCUAUUUCUCAAACCAACAGAGGGCCACGGCCGACGCCCCUACAGAGGCAAGCGCAGGCGCGCGAACAGAGGGGGAGCUUUCUGAGAAGCUGGGCAGCGUCCCCAUAUUCAAUGGCAAAAAGGAUCUGGCAGAUACGGAUCCCCGAGCUGCUCACCCAGGCCUCAACCUGAGUGGUGGUGUAAUCAGCGCGACGUUUGCCAUACCAUACAGCCUUGGGUUUUCCCCUGGCAACGAUUGGGAGAUGAACCCGCGUCGAGGAACUUCUGCCUUGUUCGACUCCUUCUCCUACCUAGCUUCCUCAUCAUCACCAUGGAACCAUACGCUUGUGGGAUGGACAGGUGAACUUGCCAGCGCAACAGCUGCUGGGCCUGCAGAAGCACCCAUCAACAGAGCUGCUGCGCCCAUCCCAGUCGAUCCAAAGACGCCCAUCCCCGCGCCUCAACAACCAACUGGAAUGCGUAUUGGGCGCGAAGACCGUGAACGCCUCGAGAGACAACUUGAGCGCGACCAUGGUGGGAAGAUUGUCCCCGUCUGGCUAGUCGAUGAAGUGGAUGAGGGAAAAGACGAGUUUGUGGUCAAGAAGGACCAAAGCCACUGGCGGACCUAUGCAGAACACGAGCUAUACACCAUGUUCCACUACAAACAAAACGAGCCAGCAGAUGGACGUGCUGCCCGCAAGUCUUGGGCAGACUACUACCGCAUGAAUAAGCUUUUUGCGGACAAGAUCCUCGAAAUCUACAAGCCAGGAGACAUAGUCUUGGUCCACGACUAUCCGCUCUUGCUUCUACCCAGUCUGCUCCGCCAGCGCCUGCCCAACAUUUACAUUGGAUUCUUCUUACACAUUCCCUUCCCCAGUAGUGAAUUCUACAGGUGUCUUAGCAGGCGCAAGGAGAUUCUCGAGGGGGUAUUGGGUGCAAACAUGAUCGGAUUCCAAUCAUAUAGCUAUUCACGUCAUUUUUCUUCUUGCUGCACCAGAAUAUUGGGCUUCGAUUCGUCCUCGGCAGGUGUCGAUGCUUACGGAGCUCACGUGGCUGUGGACGUAUUCCCCAUUGGUAUCAAUGCGGUCUCGACGCAGAGGCAAGCGUUUGGCGAUCCAGAAAUCGAUGAACGAAUCAAGGGGAUACGCGAAAUGUACGCUGGAAAGAGGAUCAUUGUCGGUCGCGAUCGCUUGGACGCUGUUCGUGGAGUCGUGCAGAAACUACAAGCCUUUGAGAUGUUUUUUGAAAAGUAUCCUGAAUGGCAAGGCAAAGUCGUCCUCAUUCAGGUCACGAGUCCUAGCGGGGUCCGCACGGAUCGUGGCGAUGGCGCUCAAGAGAAGGUGGUCAAUAAGAUUUCAGAUCUGGCCGCCAAGAUCAACGGGGUAUACGGCACACUCGACUACACACCAGUUCGCCACUUUCCGCAGUACUUGUCUCGCGAAGAGUACUUUGCUCUGCUCCGGAUUGCAGACAUUGGCCUCAUCACCAGUGUCCGCGAUGGCAUGAACACGACGAGCAUGGAAUACGUCAUCUGCCAAAAGGACAACCAUGGGCCGUUGAUUCUUUCGGAAUUCUCGGGAACUGCAGGCUCUCUGAGUGGCGCGAUACACAUCAACCCAUGGGACCUGGGAGGCGUAGCCGAUGCCAUCAACGGCGCAUUGAAGCAAGGUCCAGAAGAGCGUGCAGAACAACACAAGAGGCUAUACAAUCACGUUGUUUCCAACAAUGUUCAGUCAUGGACAAACAACUACUUGAAGAAGCUCAUGACGAACCUCUCGUCAUUCGAUCAGUCGUUUGCUACACCAGUGUUGGACCGGGCCAAGCUGCUUUUCCAGUACCGACAAGCGAAGAAGCGGCUGUUCAUGUUUGAUUAUGAUGGCACGCUGACACCUAUUGUCCAAGAUCCGUCAGCAGCUCUCCCGUCUGAUCGGGUCACCCGCACCUUGAAGAUGCUAGCGGCUGAUCCGGCCAAUUCGGUAUGGAUCAUCAGCGGCAGAGACCAAGCAUUCUUGAACGAGUACCUGGGCCACAUACCCGAGCUGGGUCUCAGUGCAGAGCACGGCAGUUUCAUGAGGAACCCGCGAAGCGAUGUUUGGGAGAAUUUGACGGAGAAGACCGACAUGAGCUGGCAGCAAGAAGUGCUUGACAUUUUCCAGCACUACACGGACUGCACGCAAGGGGCCUUUAUCGAACGGAAGAAGAUUGCGCUGACAUGGCACUAUCGGCGAGCCGAUCCCGAGUACGGCGCAUUCCAGGCGCGGGAGUGCCAAAAGCAUCUGGAGCGCACGGUGGCCAAGAAGUACGAUGUGGAAGUCAUGACUGGCAAAGCCAAUCUCGAGGUUCGGCCCAAGUUUGUCAACAAGGGUGAGAUUGCAAAGAGACUUGUGCAUGAAUAUGGCAGCCGGCCGGGAGAGCCUCCUGAGUUUGUGCUUUGCCUGGGCGAUGAUUUCACAGACGAAGACAUGUUCCGAUCAUUACGGCAGUCGGCAUUACCGUCGGACCACGUCUUCUCGGUGACGGUGGGUGCAAGUUCAAAGCAAACGUUGGCAAGCUGGCAUCUGGUGGAGCCUUCGGAUGUGAUUUCGGUCAUCUCGUUGUUGAAUGGUGCGGCGGAUGCAGGCAAUGUUGGGGCGGUUGCGGUUGUCGAUGGGACUGUGCCGGAGAGUCGUGCUCAGAGUUGA